AUAAACUAUGUUUGUCAAUGUCUUAAUAUUUUGAAGUGUUUUUAGUUAUCACAUCAGCAAAACAAUAGUUAGAUUUAUAUAAUAAAUUAAUACUAAUUCCAUUUUGAGCUAUUAUGUGCUGAUUUACAUUUUCUUAUUAUUUUUUUAUUUAAUUACAUUCAAUAUCAGCAAUUUUCCAUAAUAAGGUCAUAAUUCCUAUUCAUAAUGUAACAAAAAGUGUUGAUGUAUUUAAUGUGUAGGUACCUACCAAAGUACCAAUUGCUUAUCGUCAAUUGAGGUUAUGAUUGUAUCCGAACAGUAAAACAUGAGUAUUGACAAUUUUGGUAUUACUGCUCACAUGAAACUACCUAAAUCAGAAAAUAUCGGUGCGAAGAGAAUGAUAUCUGCGUUAUCAGCCAUAGCUCUUGAAAUGGAAAAAUACCAUGCAAGCACAUCCAUGUCAUGUCAUAAUUUUGGCGAAAAUGAAGAUUUAUAUGAGAAAUUGAGCCUGUGCAAAACAGAUCUCAGAGUAAAGAAGAAACGAAUCAAACAGCUGAAACAAAACUUAAGGAAAGCAUGCAUUGUAGCAAAAACAAUCAUAUCAGCAAAAGAAAAUGAAACUAUGUCGUUGCAUGAUGAUAUCAAUAAUGCCAAAAGUGAAUGUGCUGACUUUUAUAUGCAAAACACAUUAAAUGCUGAAAUGAUAGAACAUCUUGAAUCUGAGAAUAAAGCUUUACAUGAGAAACUAGAACAUUUUCAUAAGUUCAUUCGUCUUGGCUAUGAGGAACUACAAAAGAUGCGCAAAAUUCCGAUCGGAAACGUUUCUACAGGAAUACAGUUGAAAGAAAUCAUACUCUCAUGUGGUCAAUACUUUGCUGAUUAUUGCAACGAAAGAGAUACUUGUGCCCAAAUGGAACAAAAAAAUCGUUUUCUCAAUAAUAAAGUCUGUAUAUUAGAGACAAAUAUAAAUGCCAUUGUUGAACACCUAAAAAAUGUUCAAUACCAGAACUCUAAACUCCGUAAAGAAAAUAACUUAUUAAAAAAUAAACAGUUGAAAAUUAUGGAAAGCAAAGCUUUGAAAACUCAGGAGCAGGAUAAUCAUUGUUUAUCGGUGAAGUUAAAUCAAACCUCGAUACAACAAAGGAAGGACGAUGAUCGCCCAUUCGAUUUGUCAACACAUUUGUCCUUGGUAGAAAAUCUUCUCAAUGAUCAAGAUAUGAUGCUAAAAGAUUUAAAAAAGUUGUCGGAAGAACUAGCUAAUACAUCUGUAACGAACUCUACUCUAAAGCUGUCAAAAUGAAUAUUUAAUGAAACAAGAUUCUUGUGUGGUUUCCUUAUUGAUAAGAGGCUUAAAAUAAAUUGAUCUCCUUACAGAAUUGCAAAAAAGGCGCAGUCGCAGUAGUUUAGGUUUAACAGUAAAAAUCAACAUCAGUCUAGUAAGGUUUCCAUUGUUAGAGCACACUGUCUUGGCAUAAACACGGAAUAGGAAGAAUGGAUUAUGUACUAAAGAUGUGAAAGUCCUCUGUCUUGCAAAGCCUCUACACUCCAGCAGAACAUGGGCGCUCAUCUCUUCCUCCUUCAGGCAGGCUCAGCACAGAGGGCUGUCAGAAAUACCUAUAUUACAAAGGUGUUUGUUGAAAUAGCCGUGACUCAUAACAUGGGCUCCAAACCGUGCUGCAAAAAUCUAGAAGAGACCUGACCUUUUUACAAUCGCCCAUAGAUUUCACUACCUUAAAAAAAUGCAUCAUCUGCAUAAAGUAAGUGCUGACUAUGUUUGAUGACGUCACCCAUGUCAUUAAUAUACAAAGAAAUGCGAACGAAAUGCGAAGAAACGAAGAAAUGCGGGCCUAAAUGCGAACCUUGCGGUACACCUGAAGGCACAAGAAGGAAUUGUUAUGUAUAACCUUUGAUACAAACUGCUUGAAAUCUAUUUUUAAUAUAAGAUUCGAUCUAUCUCAACAGAUUGCCGUGCAUACCGGUCAUUUUUUUAUUUCUUGUAUUGAAUUUAUUAUUGUUA
Molecule: messenger RNA, 1996 nt
Organism: Chilo suppressalis (striped riceborer)
Lineage: Eukaryota; Metazoa; Arthropoda; Insecta; Lepidoptera; Crambidae
Source: the annotation of a GenBank genome assembly